This is a messenger RNA of Symbiodinium sp. CCMP2456, 2990 nucleotides long. The record is from the annotation of a GenBank genome assembly. Lineage: Eukaryota; Dinophyceae; Suessiales; Symbiodiniaceae.
AUGCAGACGCAGCUGGCGGCGAUCAGCUGCACAGUUCGAUACGACUGCAAAGUUGCUGGUAUGGCAGCUAGCGGUCAUUGGAUGCCACCCAAUGAACUGGGGGUGCGAACGCACAGUCUGGAGCUGGCCCUUCGUGAAGUGCCUGGACUCACACUCAAGCUUGAGCACGUCAAGGCACAUGAAGGAGAUCCUUGGAAUGAGUGUGCGGAUGGGUUAGCUAAAUUGCUUUCCAAAGGAGAGCUGGAACUUGCAGAACCACCGCAAGCCACGGGCAAGGAAUUUAUGCAGGGCAACCUACAAUGGAUGGCCACGGAAAUCGCGGCGAUUCAAACUGGCGCCCUGCCUGUAGUCAACGGGCGACUUACAUGGACGGACGCCCCCUUCGAGGACUACAAGCUCCCCCCCCACGAGCUCAUCCCGGUCACCGCCCAGGAGCAGGGAGAACUUGGGGAGGCGAAGCCAUUCCAGAUGAAGGGCAGAGAGGGCAUGUCAAUGAGCAAAAACUAUCUCAGAUUGUCCACGGAGUCGCAAAGAUUCUGGGGAACCUCCCUGUGGGUGCACCGAACCCUGGGUAUUAUGAAAGUUGGAGGAGUCCCGCUCAUCAUCGGCGAGGAGGACCUCUCCAUCCUACACCAAUGCCCGCGCAUAUUAGCAAUUCUGGCCAAGAAAAAUGGGCACAGAUUGGUUCUAAUAUCGGCGCACUGUCCACACUCAGGCCGAGAAGCGGAGCAGAAAACCUUUAUGGACAAGAUGCGGCAGAUUCUCAUGAGUGCCAAGAACUCCGACCUUGUGGUGAUGGGAAUCGAUUUGAACGGACGGCUGCCCUCGCCCUUCCCGCCGGCGACUGGACACUUGGAGUACGGUGAGCCCGAUGCGUGCGGCAGGUUGAUGGCCAACAUCAUGGUUGAUGCCGGCCUUUGGGCUCCCUCCACCUUCCAGGGGCUCCACAUGGGGGAUUCGGCCACCUACACUCACCCGUGUGGAACGGAGAGUCGCAUUGAUUUCAUCAUACAAGGAGGCCGCGGAAGGGUUUUUCGCACCAGAACCAAGGUCAAUAAAGAUUUUGACACGGGCAGCCCGAAUGAUGACCACCGCAUGCUGGAGAUUGAGAUGGAAGGAGACCUCAUGAGCAAAGGUGGAGGUAAGACAUUAUGGAGGCAGAAGUUCGACACGGACAAAAUGCACACUGAAGAGGGUAAGACCAUCCUGCAGAAAGCCCUCAGUGCAUUCCCCCAGCCAUCGUGGGAGACCCAUCCAGAUCGACAUUGUCUCCUCCUGCAGAAGUACCUACACGAGGUGCUCAAGAAGAACUUCCCCCUCCAAAAGGACAAUAAGGCCUCCUACAUCCCCGGGGAGAUAGCCACGCACCGCAUCAAGAAAACCAUCAUCGCGGCCAAGACGACGAUGUUGAACCAGGUGGUUACACGAGGUGUGCAGAAUGUUGGUGCUAUUCUGCAAAGAGCCAAAGCGGCAGGGAUAGGAGGUCGCAAAUCGCGACCGGUGCAGCGGCCUUUGCCGCAACUUUUGGACCCCAGCAACGGCAAACCGGUCCAAGACCGCAAGGACCUCGACCGAACCUGGAUGGAGUACUUCGGCCAGCAAGAACAAGGAGUUCUCUCUACUGUGGAGGAGUUCCUACAGCGGAGGCCCAAUUACGGAGGCACCACGGAAGAGGCAUGGAGUCACGAUCUACUGCCCUCCCUGCAGGACAUUGAACAGACGCUCAGGGAAAUCCCUCGGGGAAAAACCGGGGGAGUGGACAACUUCCCCAGCGACCUGAUGAACGCGAUGCCCGUCCAGAUGGCAAAGACCCUACAGCCCCUCUACCUCAAGAGCCUACUCAGCUACCAGCAGCCAGUUCAAUGGAGGGGGGGUGUACUCUAUGAAGCUUUCAAGGGCAGCGGCAUGCAAAGCAGAGUUGAGAAUUUCCGCAGCCUCUUCAUCUCCAGCUUUGCGGGAAAGGCGCUUCACAAAGUGUUACGAAAGAAGGUGCAGUCCAGCAUUGAGGACACACUGCACCCGCUACACUUUGGACCCCGACGUCAUGCCCCUGUGCUCUUUCCAGCACUGUAUGUGACCACCCACAUCAAGCACUGCCAGGCGACCAAGUCCAACAUGUCCUUGUUGUUCAUUGACUGCAGAGCUGCCUAUUAUAGGCUUGUGAGAGAGAUCGCCACAGGUGUUUUAACCAACGACGCGGCCAUCUACCAGCUCUUUGCAAAGUUUGGAUUGGACAGUGGCGACAGCCUGGUUGAGGCGAAAGCCGGGAGUAGACCGGGGGAAGCGUGGGCGGACACGCUUUACGCUUUCAUUUAUGCGAGAGUCCUCUACAGGGUCCAUGAGAACCUAGCGGCGGAGGACAUCCUUUUCGAGGUCCCCUGGGACCAAGAAUGCGGAGUUUGGGCACAAGCCCGACAGGGCUCCCUUCUGGAAACCUGGGAUGGGACGUGGGCAGACGACUCUGCUGUCCCACUACGAGCCGACACGGCGCCCUCCCUGGUGAAGAAAACAAAAAGGAUGUGCUCAAUCUUUAUCAGCACGCUCCGGUCGCAUGGUUUGGACCCGAACCUCAAAAGGAACAAGACGAGCUUGCUUCUUGGACUGAAGGGUGGCCACUCCAAGAAGAUCCGGCAGGAGCUUUUCGAGGAUGGCAAACCGGAGCUACGUCUGGAGGACAUUGGGGAGGCAAUCCAUGUGGUUGAGGGUUACAAGCACCUUGGUGGAAUGGUUGAUGCCAAGGCCUCUUUCGCGAUGGAGGUCAGGCUUCGGCUGUCCCUGGCUUCGGGAGCUUUCGAGUCGGCUAAGAAGCUCCUGUUGCAGAACCAAAGACUGCCCCUGGAGAUCCUCGCUUUCAGGGCUCGAAUGAGCCUCAUGGUUUCGCUGGUCAAGGCCGGACCGCCAGUGCUUUGGGCCAUGCUCCAGGAGGAGGGAGCCUGGCUGCGGCAGGUUCAGGAAGACCUGCGGCAUUUGGUCGCGGGAGAAGAGGAGCA